This is a messenger RNA of Hydractinia symbiolongicarpus, 854 nucleotides long. RefSeq lists its product as uncharacterized. The transcript is spliced from 5 exons. Lineage: Eukaryota; Metazoa; Cnidaria; Hydrozoa; Anthoathecata; Hydractiniidae. The record is from RefSeq and is a predicted model, not a curated record. Bases 130 to 687 code for a protein of 185 amino acids.
GUUUUUGUUUAAUUUUGGGGCAAUACAAUUAAAAAAACAAUAUAUAUAUAAAACUAUUGAUGUCUUUUUUAUUUUGGAUAUUUAGUUAAUAUGUAUGAUUUUAUGAGGCAUUUGACAUAGUGAUGUGAUAUGUCUUGCCCUUCAUGUCAAGUUGCUGGACGUCGUUUGCCUUCUUUGCCUCUUGCCUACGUCUCGAAAACAAAGAUAAACGUGGGUGUUCAGAACUUGAAAAGGUUUUCAUUAUCGAAUGGAAGGCUGAGCAUAAAGCAGAUUGAUGUAGGUGAAUUGAAUCCAAGAUGUACUUCUGCAGAUUCUCUAGAAGAAAAUGACCUACAAGGAUAUCUGUUAGAGAAUCCCUACCUUGUGGAAGAAUUUGUUAUGAAAAAUGUCAGCCAAGAACAAAUUGAAAGGUGGCUAAUCAGAAAAUGUAAAAUAACUGGAAAGGAAAAUGCUAAUUCAGAUGAAGAACAUAAUAGACCAUCAUUAUCAAAAUGGAAAUUCUGUGUUCACAAAGACAAAAGAAAACUACUGGAUAGUCUAACUGAAGAAAUUCAUAAAGAGAAAACUAAAAAUUCAAUUUUAUUGGAAUUAAGUAAAAAUAUAUGUCAAGCUGUUCAUGCUAGCCGAUUUUCCCUAUAUUUACUAGAUGAUUCUGGGAAGGUUAGAACUUCGUUUUUUUACACCUAAUUGUUUGAACAGCAUAGUAUAUUUUCAAUAUAAAGGUCAGAACUUUCUGUUACACUCAAAUAAUUAUUUCUUUUGGAAAGAAUACUUUUGUCUGUAAAAUCAAUAAACGUUUCCCUAAUAUUUGUAAACGAUUAUUUUAGUAUCUCACAGGCUACUCAGAUGGUUUG